GUCCAUGUGUUAAACAGGCGGUUAUUUGGAUAGUUGCUGCUGAAAGCUUCUGCUACCUUCCCCAGUUCAGGAAUGAAACACACAGGCCCUGGUGGUGGCUCUGGUUUUUUCUGGAAUUGUUCUACUGGAAACUGCUCUCUGUGAAUUGACGGCUAAUGAGACAAGCAGCCGGAGCAAAUGAGGGGCAGCGCUCUCCUCCCGUGUCCACCCUGUGGGCUCCUCCCAGGCCGAGGAAGCUCGCUGCCCAGGCUUGGACAGACCCACAAACAAGGGGAGCGGACAGCUCCACAACACUCAGCCCGUGGGGACCGGAGCAGGUGACUCUCCACCCAGCCUCUCUCCUUUGGACAAACAUGAACUCUGGAGACGUCUGGGUGCAGCUGCCUCAGGCCCUGCUGUCUUCAACAGGACUGAGGUUGCAGUUUAGUUGGCUUUCCUGUUCCUGCUUCCCUGGGUCCCCCUCAAAGAAGACGUCUGCACCCCUGUGCCACCUCACUCUGGCAUAGCCCUGCUCCUCCAAACCCCCAGGCCUGCCCUCCCUUGUCCAGGCAGAUCUGACAAUCUCCACAGUGCGGUGCAGACUUCAGCUCCAAGAAGUUGCUGAUGAUGGAGAUAAAAUCCUUUCCUGAGAGAGUCAUGAACCGCGGCCUGUUUGAGGUCAAAAGAAGAAAUGAGAACAAAGACAAGCCAAGGCUUCGCAGUGAGCCCUGAGACACCUCUCAGCUGGCCGGGUGGCCAGAGAUCCCCCCUGCAGGAGCCGCAUCGAGGCUGGUGGGCCACGUCUCCCAGCAAGCGGCACACAAGAAGGCUCCUCCCAAGAGGAGGCAUCUGCGGUCUUCCCAGAGCAAAGGCAGCAGCCCCGGGAGCCCAGCCAGUCACUGGCCACCUGCACGCCUCUACACGGCAGACCUGGCCAGGCGGGCAGUGCCCAUGGCCCCUUGCGAAUAGAAUGUGCUGGAACAGGCGGAAGCUGGGCAAUUGUCCUGCACUCUGGCCAGCCAGUCCGUGGACGCUCCUGCCAGGCAGGACUGAGCCACUCCCAGUCGGGCGGCUGCCAGCCUUUGCUCAAAUCCAGCCACGCCCUCUCUGGAUACGGUCUGGACACGGGCAGGCCGAGCAGGCAGUUGCCCCCCUGGCUGGCUCUGACCUCCUGCAGCUCAAGAGAGGAUGCAUCGCGCUUCCAGGCAUCCGGGUACUGAGCGCCGCUGCUCCGCCGUUUCUUUCUGCUACCGCUAAUUCAAAACAGGGCGGGGAGCAGCUAGGCAGCAGCUGGGAGAGCUGCGGGCCCCUCCACCCAGUUGCUGGUGGGCUCCAUCCGGCCGCACCGCCCGCACAUGCUCACCUCCAGCUGCCUCGGCCCAGCGGCACGGAUGGACUCAACGGCGACCACCGCGGCAGCUCCCAGGGGACUCCCCACAGGUCAGCUGAGCUUUGCUUUCUGUCAGCGUGCACGGUUCCCAAAUGUCGGUGGUGAUUUUUGUGAGGUGGGAGGUCAGCACAGGAAGAGUGGGGAGGCGAACCUCCCUUCCCGCUGUUUCCCGCCUUUUCCUCCUGGCCGUUGCCUUUCCACGUUGUCCUCCCUGCUGCCUGCCCCCGCCCACACUGAGCAGGAAGGUGGGGUGUGGGCGGGGAGGGGAGUGGAACUGACGGAAUCAGAAAGGGUGGUGCCAUUGUCUCCGGCCUAGCUUCUAUUUAAUCAUUAGUUUCAAUUCAGGAAAACGUUCUUUUGAGGUAAUUUUAAAAAUAAAUCACAUGCACCUCUCGAGUUAAGAAAACCAAGUGUCACAAUCGUUGUUACCAUGCAGGUGAGAGGAGAGGAGGGAGGAUGGGAAAGCGAAGGGGCAUGAGAAAGGCUGAUGGGACUGAGCAUCUACAGCUCACUGGCCUCCACGCACGUGCUGGCCCUCCCAGUCCACAGCACCAGCGGCAUCUUCCCCACCCUACAGCGAGGAGGUGGAUGCUGCCCCAAGGUGAGGAGCAUGUCAGGGUGGCUUCCAGGUUCAGGUUCUCACCCAGGCCUCAGCCUCAUAUGUGCAUUCUGCUCUAGAACAUUCCUGUUCAUGCGUGGUCGUCGCUCACUGGUGGCCGCUUAGGUGCACUUCCCAGUGGCACUGCCCAGCACGGAGCAAUGCCUCUGAGUGGCAGUUCCCACGGCCCCUCCCAAGGCGGAGGAUGCUGCCGCCAAGGAAACUGGGUCACCACGGACGCUGGUGAGCUAUGGAGCUAUCAGUGAGGUGUGGAUUUCUGAGGCCUCUGGCAGGAGCCAGAGUAAAGGCCCUGAGUGUCUAGACUAGCCAGAGUGUCUGAGUGUAGGUCAGCAAAUGUGGGCAAAUGUCUAGGAGGUGGUGUCCUGCAGGGAACUGAAGGCCCGUGGGGGACGUGACCAACUCAGCAUUCCGCUGAGGCUACAAACAGCAAACUGUUUAUCAUGAAUGCAGGAUGUGGGCAAACUCACAGUGCCCUGCCACCAAAAGGUUUGCUAACAGACAUCACUCCCUAGCUCUGGGCUCCUUGAAGUUAUCUGCUUAAAAAAUCUAGUGCCUGUUAUCCAGAAAAUGCAAGCCUACUGUGAACCAAACGACAGACAGACAAUCACCAACCACCUCCCGGCCUUUCUCGCUAUCUCUUUUUGCCUAAUGAAUACGGAGGGCUGUGUAAAGUUCAGGGCCCAAAGGCAAGGUGCCCCCAACCCAUUCUUCCAAAUAUACUCUUUUGUCUUUUGUCUUUUAUUCCCGCGUUGCCCCCCUUUGUUCAGUCCAAUAGGUCCGCAACAGUGUCCCGAGGGUAUGAAUCCUGGAAGACAACGCUCCACUAAGCAGGCAUUUACCAGGUUAGUGCCUGUUUCCUGGGUAUUAAGGGAAAACAGUAAAAUGUUCUGUACGGGGGUCCCAGUUCUGCGUCACACGAGAAGAGAGUGUGUUUUUUUACUUUUUUAAUGUGGCUCAAUAAAAUUUUAA
Messenger RNA from Nomascus leucogenys (northern white-cheeked gibbon), 2957 nucleotides. RefSeq lists its product as uncharacterized. The coding region runs from base 671 to 1474 and encodes 267 amino acids. The record is from RefSeq and is a predicted model, not a curated record. NCBI's taxonomy places the organism in Eukaryota, Metazoa, Chordata, Mammalia, Primates, Hylobatidae. The transcript has a single exon.